Gordionus sp. m RMFG-2023 is the source of this 2697-nucleotide messenger RNA. RefSeq lists its product as uncharacterized. The transcript has 7 exons. NCBI's taxonomy places the organism in Eukaryota, Metazoa, Nematomorpha, Gordioida, Chordodea, Parachordodidae. The record is from RefSeq and is a predicted model, not a curated record. Bases 16 to 2412 code for a protein of 798 amino acids.
AUUGAUGAUAUAAGGAUGUUAGAAUUAAUAAAUGAUCUCAAUAUUGACUUUGAUUUUGAAAAAGAAUCACUUGAUUUUGGAGCUAUUCUUAGUUUUCAUACAUUAAGUAAAAUGUGGAUAAGAUAUUGUUUAAAUUAUCCAGAGAUUUUAAUCAGUUUCAUAAAUAUAAUUUGCAAUUUCUUACAAGAAGAUUCUGAUAAAACUAAUAUCAAGUUUAUAAUUGAUAAACUUUAUCACCCAAAUGCUAUAAUAAGGGAUGAAAAUAGAUUUAAGUUAUUAUUGCAUUCUUUACAACAUAUUCCUUUUGAUAAAUUAGCUCUUCCUAAAAUGCCAUUGUUGAAUAUUACAAUAUUUUAUCCUUCUAAAAUUUAUAAUCUUCAAAAAUCAAAUCAAAAAUUCUCUUCUGCUUCAUUAAUAGUGGCCGGAUAUAGGCCCUUUUACAUUAACAAUACUCAUAAAAAUCAUAUAAUUAAUAAUGAUCAAGUUUUUAAUAAUCAGACUAAUAAAACUAAUAUUGUCAAUCUUGUGGAUAUAAUAGAUGAUAAUAUUUCUUUUGGGGAAGAAGUAGAUGAAGAUGUAUUCAUAAAUGCAGAUAAGUCUAUAAUAGAUUAUGAUAAUAACAGUCAUAUUUAUGGAAUUAAAGAAGACUACAGAGAUAACAAACCAAAUAUUGUUCAAAAUGAACAUAACUUAAUGUCAAAUGCAAAUUGUGAUAUUAAAUCAUUAAAUAUUACAAAAAAAUUUAGGCCACCUAUCAUUGCAGAAAUAAUUGAACCUAUUAAUAAUGAUGUUUUUAAGAUAAGGGACCUGAGCUUUUAUUCUUCUUUGCUUGAAAAUCAUUGCACAGAUUUGAUACCCAAAGAAAACCCAGAUUCUGAUAGUAUUAAUGAUAUAAAUAAGGAUGACUCUUCCUCCUUGCUUAUUAAUAAUAAUAUUAUUUGUGACAACAAUAGUAACAUCGAAAACACAUAUAAAAAUUUAAAUAUGUGUUUGAACUUGAAUACCGAUGUCCCAAUCAAUAUGGAUAUUGACUUUGACGCAUUGAUAAUAAAGCGAGAUAGUAUAGAUGUCCUCAAAAAUAAAUACCAUGAAAAAUCGCUAUGCUUCCAAGAAGUGGAUUACGGAGCACCAGGCCUAGAUAUGGACUUUUCUUAUAAAGACGAGGAUCGCGUUAACGCGCCAAUUAAUCAAUCGUUAAGAAUUGGUCUCGAUAUUGAUGGUAACGAAGAGAACAAUGUUACUGCCCCUGGGAAAUUCAUUUUACUAGAGGAGAGCCUUAUGGCUCGAGAAGCCUUUACUAACAAGGUACAUCAGAAGAAGCCUCCGGAUCGUGUAGAUGAUAAGUUUGGUUUCAACAACGAAAAUAGUAUCUCAAUCGCUUCCACUAGCAUUUAUUAUCCAGUAGAGCAAAACGAUACAGUGUUUUCUUUCGAUAAAAAGGAAGACGAAAUCAUUAAGCUUAGACACAAAAUUGCUUAUAGCAUGGUCGUAUCAAGCGUAAACAGAUCCAAGACUAAGAAAGAAAGCGCGGGCGGUAAAAAUGAUAGCGCCAAAUAUUAUGACUUAAGAACUCUUCCAUCGAUGGGAAAGGCUAUCAAAAGUUUCGUAUCCCUAUAUGAUACGGUUCAAAAUGAGAAGGGUCUAGACCUGCAAGAAAAUGUUUGCGCCAAUUACGAAUGUUGCACUCCUAUAGGUUUCGACGUCGAAUACAGGGUAUGCCAUUUUGACGGUUUAUAUUAUUGUACCGAAUGCCACAUUAAUGAAAGCUCAAUUAUACCAUCAAGAAUUAUCCACAAUUGGGACUUCAAAUUUUAUAAAGUUUGUAGGUUGCACAAACGACUCCUCGAAGUUACUAGUAGAGAUCCUCUGAUCGACUUAUCUCAAUGCGCAGAUCGGUUGGAACCGUUGUUACCAGGUUUAAAAUUCAUACGCCGUGCACGUCUGGCUCUUCAUCAAUUUUAUUUAACUUACCUGAUCAAUUGUACAUAUCCGUCCGCUCGAAGAUUUUCGCAGCACCCGGAAUUGAAUAGAUAUGUCACGCAUAAUACUAUGGCUAUGCCAAGAUUACCGUCCAAAGUAGAUGCAUCCCACAGAGCAGAGAACUCUACGCGCGUCGAACUAUCCUGCCUCUUCUCCGUCGAGGAGUUGGUCCACCGCUCAACUACUCCUCAGCAUCGCGACUCGUAUUGCAGCAUUUUAGACGCCAUCUUGGCAGCUUCCCGUAGUCAUAUCGCGCGUUGUCCUUCUUGCUACGACACACGUGUCGCAUGUUCUAAUUGCAACGUGGCUUACAUUCGUAUCCAAAAUAAGCACGUAGAUAAUAUGAUCGAUAUUGGGGAUACAUACGAUACGGGACUAUUUAUGGGUCAGCUGGUACGGCCAUUAUGCGAUAAAUGCCGCUCUCUACUCUGAAACAUAAAUUUUUUAAAGGGUGACCACUUGUUAGGAUUAAGAAACAUUUUAAAGAGCUCACUAUGGAUAUGGAACCGUAUCUUUCCCCAUGAAAAUAUGACUCUACUCUCUCUUGGUGAUGCAAAAAAAUUUAAAAUUAGAUGAACGCUAAUGUUUAUGACAAGACAAAACACAAUCAUUUUUUUAGAUGGUUUCUGCUGUUAAUCAUAUCCUUUUUUUAAAAAUUUUUAUUUAUAUUAUCGUUGAAAAUUGGAAUGAAAUGACUAUAUAAAAUGGUCCUUCCAU